UUUGGUCGAGCGUGACCUCGCUUUGACAUCGGCGCCUCCUCUACCCGGGCGGAUGGACACAACCACGCACGUCGAUACACGAGCGCUGGCGGUGAGGCGACCUGCCGGGGUUGCGGCGAUGGCGUGGGGACCGGCGAUGCACGUGCUGCUUCUCCUCUCUUGGCUGGUGGCGCUCGGCGGGGCGUGGCGCGCGGAAGCGCCCGGCUCCGCGGUUCCCCUGCGCCUCCAGUUCACGCGGCCCGUCUACAACGCCACCAUCUACGAGAACUCCGCCGUCAAAACGUACGUGGAGAGCCGCGAGAUGAUGGGCGUCCCGCUCGGCGAUGCCUCGUGGGACGUCAAGUACAAGGUCGUGUCCGGCGACGACGACCACUUCUUCAAGGUGGAGGAGUACACGGUGGGAGACUUCUGCUUCCUGCGAAUCCGAACCAAGGGCGGGAACGCGGCCAUGCUGAACCGCGAGGUGAGCGACCGGCACCUGCUCACGGUGAAGGCCACGGUGAGGAGCGAGAACCUGGAGGCCUGGACCAAGGUCCUAGUGCAGGUGCUCGACACCAACGAUUUGCGCCCGCUCUUCUCUCCGACCUCGUACUCCGCGACUGUCGGGGAGAACGCCCCGCUGCGCACCACCGUCGCCAGGGUGACGGCCACGGACGCCGACGUCGGCACCAACGGCGAGUACUACUUCAGCCUCGGGGAGAGGACGGACGUGUUCGCCGUCCACCCCACCACGGGCGUGGUGAUGCUCACGGGCCGGCUGGACCCCGAAGUCCGGGUGUACAACCUGGAGGUGCUGGCGGUCGACCGCGGCACGAAGCUGUACGGCAGCGGCGGCGCGAGCAGCGCGGCGCGCCUCACGGUCCGAGUCGAGCGCCGCAACGAGCACUCCCCCGCCGUGUCGGCCGCCGCCACCCUCGCGCCGUCGUCCGCCGCCGCCGCCGGGGGCGCCACCUACGCCGUGCUGACGGUGACGGACGAGGACGCGGGCCAGGCCGGGGAGAUCGCGUCGGUGGCCGUCGUGGCGGGCGACCCGCUCGGGGAGUUCCGCGUGGUGAAGGCGCCCGGGGCGCACGAGUACUGGAUCCAGGCGGACGGGGAGGUGGACUGGGACGGCCGCCCCCACGGGCGCAACCUCACCGUGCAGGCCAAGGAUCGCGGGCAGCCGCCGCGCUUCUCCGCGGGCAAGGUGGUGACCCUGCGGGGCCCCCGGGGUCACGGGCUCGACGCUCGCUUCGAGAAGAGCGAGUACAAGGUGCACCUGAGCGAGUUUGCGCCGCCGGGCAGCCAGGUGGCCCUCGUCCGGGCCGCGCCCCACAGCCCGAAGCUCCGCUACCACCUGAAGGCGAGCAGCGACAGCGCCAGGUUCGAGAUCGACGCCCACACCGGGCUCGUCACCUGCGCCGCCCCACUCGACGUCCUGCAGGCGGAAGUGUUCGAGCUGGAGGUGACGACCAAUGCCGGGCUCGCUUCCGCGAGGGUCGUGGUCAAGGUGAAGGACGAGAACAACCACCUGCCGACGUUCAAGCACUCGUCGUACAAGGCGGUCGUCAACGAGAACGUCCCCGUGGGCAGCAGCGUCGUCAGGGUGCUCGCCACCGACCUGGACACUGGCGACAACGGCUACGUGACCUACAGCAUCGCCAACCAGGAGCCGCUGCCCUUCUCCAUCGACCCCUUCACGGGGGUCAUCAGCACGGCCGACGAGCUGGACUACGAGGUGAUGUCGCGCGUCUACUCGCUACGCGUGCGCGCCUCCGACUGGGGCUCGCCGUACCGCCACGAGGCGGAGACGCUGGUCACGGUCGCCGUCGGCAACCUCAACGACAACCGGCCGGCGUUCGAGCGCGUGGCCUGCGUCGGCACCGUCCCCCGGGACCUGGAGGUGGGCGAGCACGUCGCCACGGUGUCGGCUAUCGACGCCGACGAGAUGCAGCUGAUCCGCUACGACUUCGUUUCCGGAAACGAGCCGGACACGUUCGCGCUGGACCCGUCGUCCGGGGUGGUGUCGCUGCGGCGGCCGCUGACGGACGCGGCCGGCCACGGCAGCUACAGCCUGCGCAUCCGAGCCACCGACGGAGAGAACGCCGCCGGGCCCAUGUUCAUCAACCUCACCGUGGCGGGCGAAGGCAGCGUCCUGACCCUGCGGUGCCAGGAAACCGGUGCGGCCAAGGCGCUCGCCGAGAAGCUGCUGCGGACCGGCCGCUACCGGAGCGGCCGCCUCGACGCGGAGGCCUUCGGCGACGUCCACGGCGUGAACUGGCACGCGCCCGAGUUUGGCGAAGGGUUCCCGUCUCCGACGAGCGUGCCCGAGGACCUGGCGGUGGGGGCCACGGUCGCCACGGUCACGGCCACGGACGCGGACGGCGGCUUCGACGGCAAGGUGGUGUACGUCAUCUCCGGUGGCAACGACCACAGCUGCUUCUCCAUCGAGGGCGACACGGGGCGCGUCAAAGUGCUCUUGCCGCUGGACCGGGAGCAGAGCGACGCUCACACGCUCAACAUCACGGCUUACGACCUCGGAAUUGUGCAAAAGUCAUCGUGGAGGCUUUUGCUGGUCAAGGUUUUGGAUGUGAACGACAACCCUCCCGAAUUCCUCCAGCCGGCGUACUCUGUCACGAUCCCGGAAAAUGCCGAGCAAGGAAAACAGGUCAUCCAGGUGGAAGCCGUGGACAGGGACGUCGGGGACAACGGGAGGGUGACCUACCGUCUCCUCACCUACAACGAGCAGUUCGAGAUCGACGGCGAGAGCGGGGUGGUGCGGGUCGUGGGCCCCCUGGACAGGGAGACGGUGAGUGUCCACCACCUGACGGUGGAGGCGAGCGACCGCGCCGAGCUGGACCCGCGCCUCUCCUCCACGGCGACGGUGUCGGUCUUCCUGGAGGACGUCAACGACAAUCCGCCCGAGUUCGUGCCGCCCCACUCGAAAGUGCGCGUGCGCGAGGACCUGCCGCCGGGCACCGUGGUGGCGUGGCUGGAGACGCGCGACGCCGACCUGGGCGCCAGCGGGCAGGCCCGCUACUCGCUGCUGGACGACGGCGACGGCGCCUUCGAGGUGGACAAGCUGUCGGGCGUCGUGCGGCUGGCGCGCGAGCUCGACUUCGAGAGCCGCGAGCUAUACAACCUGACGGCGCGCGCCAAGGACAAGGGGCGGCCCGCGUCGCUCUCCGCCACGUGCUCGCUCGUCGUGGAGGUGGUGGACGUCAACGAGAACCUGCACGCCCCCGAGUUCCCGAGCUUCGUGGCGCGGGCGUCCGUGCGCGAGGACGUUGCGAUCGGCACCGAGGUGCUGACGGUGUCGGCGCGGGACGGCGACGCCGGGCGGGACGGAGAGGUGCGCUACUCCGUCCGCGAUGGCAGCGGCCUGGGCGUGUUCUCCAUCCACCCCGAGACCGGCGUGAUCCGCACGGCGGAGCGGCUGGACGCGGAGACGCGCUCGCGCUACUGGCUCAGCGUGUUUGCCGUGGACCGCGCGCUUGUGCCGCUCGCGUCCACGCUGCACGUCUUCGUCGAGGUGGAGGACGUCAACGACUGCGCGCCCCUCACCGAGGAGCCCAUGUACCGCCCCGCCGUGCCCGAGAACUCUCCCGCCGGCCUCGCCGUGCUGCAGGUCCGCGCCAGCGACGCGGACGCGGGCGGCGCCGCGCCGCUCUCCUUCCGCAUCUCCAGCGGCAACCCCCAGGGAUUCUUCUCCAUCGACGCCCGCACCGGUCUCAUCUCCACCACCGCACGCAAAUUGGACCGGGAGCAGCAGGCCGAGCACGUCAUGGAGGUGACGGUGUCGGACCAGGGCCCGUCCCCCCGCUCGUCGUCGGCGCGCGUGGCGGUACGCGUCCUCGACGAGAACGACAACCGCCCGGCGUUCUCGCAGCGCGUGUACCGCACGCGCCUCCCCGAGCGCGAGCGCAGCCGGCGCCGCGAGCCCGUGUACCGCGUGUUCGCCUCGGACGCCGACGAGGGCCCCAACGCCGACCUCUCGUACUACAUCGAGGGCGGCAACGAGGGCGGCCGCUUCUUCAUCGACCCCACCACCGGGGUCAUCUCCACGGCGCACCCCUUCCAGGCCGGCAGCCACGAGAUUCUCACGGUGAAGGCGGUGGACAACGGGCGGCCCCAGCAGGUGGCGCGUGCGCGCGUCCACAUGGAGUGGGUGAUGGUGCCGCGGGCGUCCAGCGAGCCGCUGAGAUUCGACGAGCCCGUCUUCAGCUUCACGGUGCUGGAGAGUGACGGGGUGAACCACAUGGUCGGCAUCGUGUCCGCGCAUCCCCAGGACGUGCCGCUCUGGUUCGCCAUCCUCGGCGGGAACGUGGACAGCCGCUUUGACGUGGAACGCGGCACGGGGACCCUGGUGGUGGCGAAGCCGCUGGACGCCGAGCAGAAGUCGCACUACAACUUGACGGUGGAAGUGACGGAUGGGACGCGCACCCUCGUCACGCAGAUCUACAUCAAAGUGAUCGACGUCAACGACCACCGGCCCGAGUUCUCCAGGCCGCUGUACGAGGCGAGCGUGCGGGAGGACGUGCCGCCCAACACGGAGGUGGCGCGCGUGUCGGCGUCGGACGGCGACGAGAAGGACCGCCUCAUCUACACGCUCUACGGCAGCGCGGAGCCCGCCAGCGCCCGCCUCUUCCGCCUCGACCCGGCCACGGGCGUGCUGUACACGGCCGAGCCGCUCGACCACGAGAGCCAGCUCCGGCACACGCUCACCGUCAUGGUGCGUGACCAGGACGUGCAGACGAAGCGCAGCCUGGCACGCGUGCUCAUCACCGUGCUGGACGCCAACGACCACACACCCGAGUUCACGCUGCGCACCUACCAGGGCCGCGUGUUCGAGUCGGCGCUGCCCGGCUCCGCCGUGCUGCAGGUCACGGCGCGCGACCGCGACACGGGCGACAACGCUCGCCUCUCGUACGCCAUCGAAUCCGGGAACACGGGCGGCGCCUUCAGCGUGGACCCCGCACUGGGCAUCGUGUCGGUGGCGCGGGAGCUGGACCGCGCGCGCCUCGCCCGCUACCGCCUGGUCGUGCGCGCCACGGACAACGGCGAGAGGCCGCUCGGCUCCACGGCCGACGUGGAGAUCGAGGUGACGGUGGCGAGCAACGCGCCGCCGCGCUUCACGCGGCCCGUCUACGCCGGCGAGGUGGGCGAGGCGGCCCCGCCCGGCACGCUCGUCGCCGUGGUGUCGGCCUCGGGCCACUCGUCGGUCGUCUACGAGAUUCGGGACGGCAAUUUCGGGGACGCGUUCGAGGUGAACCCCAACUCGGGCGCCGUGUUCACGCGCCGCGCCCUGAGCCACGCCGUGCGGCCCUCCUACCUCCUCGUCGUGCGGGCCGCCGACAUGGCGGGCGCGGCGGCCAACGCCUCGGUGUCGGUGCACGUGAGGGACGAGAACGACCGGCGGCCGGCGUUCGCCCGCCCGAGCUACGGCGGCCUGGUGGCGGAGGACGCGCCGCCCGGCAGCGCGGUGCUCGACGAGACGGGAGCGCCGCUCGUGGUGCGUGCCGCCGACGGCGACGCCGGGCGCAACGCGCUGCUCGCGUUCCGCAUCGUGGAGCCCGCGGCGCGACGCUACUUCGCCGUGGACGCCAGCACGGGGGCGGUGCGCACGGCCCGCGGCCUCGACCGCGAGGAGAGGCACGCCUUCGCCUUCUCGGUGCAGGUGCGCGACGGCGGGAGCCCCCCGCUGCACGCCGAGACGCCCGCCCUCGUCACGGUGCUGGUGGUGGACGUCAACGACUCCCCGCCCGAGUUCACGAGCCCCGUGUACGACGCCACGCUGCUGCUGCCCGCGUACCGCGGCGUCGAGGUGCUGACCGUGUCCGCCGUGGACGCCGACGCCUCGUCCAACACCAACCUCACUUACUUCAUCGCCGACGGAAACGCGGCGCAGAAGUUCGCGGUGGGCCCGAGCAGCGGCGUCGUCACGGUGCAAAACGUCACGGCGCUCGAGAGGUUCUACGAUCUGACCGUGCGCGUGACGGACGGGAAGUUCUCGUCCUCCGCCACGGUGAAGAUAUCCACGGCCGAGAGCAAGCCGAGCGGCCUGGCCUUCACGCGCGAAGUCUACAACGGCCUGGUGACGGAGAACACGACGGAGGCGCAGCUGGUGGCCCUGGUGACGGUCACGGGCAACCGUCUGAACGAGCCGGUGUUCUACCGCCUGCUCAACCCGCGGGGCCUGUUCGAAGUGGGCCGCACAUCGGGCGCCCUGCGCAGCCUCGCCGCCGCGCCCCUCGACCGCGAGGAGCGCGAGCGGCACGAGCUGGUGGUGGAGGCGCGCGACGAGCGCUCGCCGCCGCGCGUCGCCCGCGCCGUCGUGCGCGUCCGCGUCCUCGACGUCAACGACAACGCCCCCGCGUUCGUGGGGCUGCCGUACUACGCGGCGGUGCGGGCGGACGCCGAGCGGGGGGAGACGGUGCGGCGGGUGACCGCCGUCGACAGGGACGCGGGCCCCAACGGCGAGGUGCGCUACGCCCUGCGCGACGACUUCGGGCGCUUCGACGUCGACGAGGUGACCGGGGACGUCCGGCUGAGGGAGGCGUUCUCGCCCGACGGGUCCUACGAGGAGGAGUUCGCCCUCGUCGUGCGCGCGGAAGACGGCGGCGUCCCUCCCCUGUGGACGGACGUCGAGGUGGCCGUGCGCGUCGUGAACGAGGCGAUGCCGGUGUUCGAGAAGCCGUUCUACCGCGUGAGCGUGCCGGAGAGCGUCCCGCCCCGCACGCCGCUGCUCAGCGUGCAGGCCGGCAGCCCCGACGGCUUCCGCCUCGUCUACUGCAUAACCGACGGCGACCGCCUCGGCCAGUUCUCCGUGGACCUCGGCACCGGCGUCCUGAGCACGGCGGAGCCGCUGGACUACGAGACGCGGGCCGCCUACCGGCUGGCGGUGCGUGCCACCGACUCGCUGACAGGCGCCCACGCCGACGCCACGGUGGACGUGCUGGUGGAGGACGUGAACGACAACGCGCCCGCCUUCGCGCUCGACUCGUACGAGGUCGUCCUGUCCGAGGCGGCUCCCGUCGGCACGCUGGCGCUCACCGUCUCCGCGGCCGACGCCGACUCGGGCACCAACCGGGCCGUCUCCUACCAGAUCGUGGACGACCCCGACCGCGCCACGGAAUACUUCCACGUGGACCCGAGCAGCGGCAUGGUGCUCACGUCGCGCCGACUGGACCGCGAGCUCGUGGCGGAGCUGCGCUUCGCGGUGCGCGCCGUGGACGGCGGCGUCCCCGCGCUCACCAGCGACGUCCCCGUCACGGUCGCCGUCGCCGACUUCAACGACAACGCCCCGGCGUUCACGCAGGGCCUGUACGAGGCGACGGUCGGCGAGCUGGUGCCGCGCGGCCACCCGGUCACGCGCGUGCUCGCCCUGGACGCCGACGCCUCCGACGGGGAGCGCCUCGCCUACGGAAUCCUCUCGGGGAACGAGCUCGGCUGCUUCGCCGUCGACGCCCGCUCCGGCGUGAUCUCCGUGUCGGCGCCCGGCAAGCUGCGGGCGGACGCCGUCCACGUCCUGAACGUGACCGUGUCGGACGGAGUCCACGCCGCCGCGGUCCGCGUGCGCGUCGCCGUCACGGGCGAGAACCUGCACGGGCCCGUCUUCGAGCGGCACGCGUACGAGGUGGAGCUGGCGGAAAACUCGCCGGUCGGCACCGCGGUCGCCGUGGCGUCGGCCACCGACCGGGACGCCGGCGACUACGGCAAGGUGAGCUACUCCAUUGUCAACGACUUCGCGGGGAGCAGGUUCGGCGUGGGGGCGGACGGCCUCGUCGUGACGACGGAGAGCCUCGACCGCGAGAACCUUCUGGAGAGGGUCAUCGAGAUCAACGUGAUGGCCGUGGACGGCGGCGGGCGGGUCGCCUUCUGCGUCGUCAAGGUGAUCCUCACCGACGUCAACGACAACGCUCCGCGCUUCCACGCCGCCGAGUACAAGGCCGCCGUCCCGGCCGACGCGAGGGAGGGCGCCUUCGUCGCGCAGGUCACGGCGUCGGACGCCGACGAGGGGAGCAACGCCGACGUGGCGUACUCCAUCUACGGCGAGGACUCGGGCGGCGCGGAGGAGGCCCUGCGGAUCGACCCCGAGAGCGGCGCCAUCAGCUCUUCCGACAGCCUGGUGGGCCUGGAGGGGACCCGCCUCUCAUUCUUCGUGCUGGCGCAGGACGGCGGGCUGCCCUCGCUCCGCUCGCUCGUGCCGGUCUACGUGGAAGUGCUGCCCCCGGACGUCGCCAUCCCCCGCUUCGCCGAGUCCUACUACUCCUUUGCGGUGGCCGAGGACGCGGCGCCGGGCACCGAGCUGGAGGCCGUCAGGGUCGUGGGUCCCGAGCGCGUGACCUACAGCCUCGUGUGGGCCGCGGGCGACGGCGACCGCGACGGCGGCGGCGGAGACGGCGCCCCGUUCGGCGUCGACGCGACCACGGGGCGGCUCAAGCUGGAGAGGCAGCUGGACCACGAGGCCGCCAGGUGGCUGCAGUUCAGCGUCGCCGCCUCUCGCUCGGACGGGGAGCACGACGCCGUCGCCGUGGUUCAGGUCAGCGUGCAGGUGAAGGACGUCAACGACAAUGCGCCGGCUUUCGAGUCGGCGACGUACGAGGCGUUCGUCAUGGAGAACCUGGCGGCGGGGACGCGCGUGCUGCGCGUGCGCGCUCGCGACGCCGACUCGGGCCCCAACGGGCAGGUGUCCUACUCGCUGGGCGAGGCCGCGGGGCCCCUGGACGACGUGGCCGACACGUUCGCGCUCGACGCUGACACGGGCUGGCUCACCGCCCUGCGGCCCCUCGACUGUGAGGCGCAGGCCGAGUGGCGGCUGGAGGUGGUGGCAACGGACCGCGGGGAGCGCGUGCGCCUGUCGUCACGCGCGCUCGUGUCGGUGCGCGUGGCGGACGUCAACGACAACCCGCCGCGCUUCACCGCCGAGAUCUACCGCGGGUCGGCGCGCGAGGACGACGUCCCCGGGGAGGUGGUGGCCAUCCUGAGCACGAGCGACGCCGACUCGGAGCCGCGGAAUCGCCACGUCUCCUACUACAUCACCGACGGAGACCCCUUGGGCCACUUCGGCAUCAGCGUGGCGCAGCGGCAGCAGCCGCACCAGCAGCAGCGGGAAGCGCAGCUGUUUGUGCGGCGGCCGCUGGACCGCGAGCGGCAGGACACGUUCCUGCUCAACGUGACGGCGACGGACGGUGCCUUCAGCAGCAGCGCCGUCGUGGAGGUGCGCGUGCAGGACGUCAACGACAACCGCCCACGGUGUCAGCAGGCCGUGUACACGGUGUCGGUGCCGGAGGACGUGGCGGCGGGGCGAGCGCUGCUGCUGGUGCACGCGAGUGACGCCGACUCCGGGGAGAAUGCGCGUCUGCGCUACUCGCUGCACGGCGCCGGCGCGGAGCGCUUCCGCAUCGACCCCGACACAGGUGAGCUGCGCUCGCUGGCGCCGCUCGACCGCGAGGAGACGGCCGCCUACUCGCUCACCGCCCGCGCCACGGACGGGGGCGGCCUCUCCUGCCAGGCGAGCGUCCUCGUCCAGCUGGAGGACGUCAACGACAAUGCCCCGGCGUUCACGACGCCGCUCUACUCCGUGAGCGUGUACGAGAGCACGGCCGUGGGCACGCUGCUCACGCGCGUGCAGGCCACCGACCCUGACCGAGGCCUCAACCGGAAGGUACAGUACUCGCUGGAGGAGCCCGGAGACCCCUACUUUGAGAUGGACGCCGACACGGGCAUGCUGAGCCUCGCGCGCCCGCUGGACCGCGAGCUGCGGCCCUCGCACCACGUCACGGUGGUGGCGCGGGACGGCGGCGCGCCACGGGCGCUCUCCUCCAGCGCGGCGGUCGUCGUCUCCGUGCUGGACGUCAACGACAGCCCCCCCACCUUCGAGUUCUCCGAGUACUCGGGCAGCGUCCCCGAGGACGCUCCCACGGGCACCGAGGUGGCGGCCGUGCUCGCCGUGAGCCGCGACGCCGGCACCAACGCCGACAUCGCCUACGCCAUCGUGGGCGGCAACGAGCACGGACGCUUCUCCAUCGACCCCCACAGCGGCAUCGUGGUGGUGGCGGAGGAGCUGGAUUACGAGGUGCAGAGGGAGCACUUCCUGACGGUGCAGGCAAGCGACGGCGGCACGCCCUCGCUCAGCGCCGUCACCACCGUCUCCAUCAACCUCACCGACGUGAACGACCACGCGCCGCAGUUUGGCCGCCGCGGCUACAGCGCCGUGCUGAGCGAGGACGCGCCGCCAGGGACUGCCGUGCUCACGGUGAUGGCCGAGGACCGCGACGGCCCCGACAACAACCGCGUGGCGUACUCGGUGUCGGGCGGGGACCCGGGGGGACACUUCGCGCUGGAGCCCGGCUCGGGGCGGCUCUCCGUCGUCAAGCCGCUCGACCGGGAGACGGUGUCCGGAUUCGCUCUGACGGUGCGCGCCACCGACAGCGGCACCCCUGCCAAGUUUUCUGAGGUGACGGUCAACGUGGACGUCUCGGACGUGAACGACAAUGCACCCGUCUUCGCGCAGUCCAACUACAGCAUCGUGGUGCAGGAGAAUCGGCCGGCGGACUCGAGCGUGCUUCAGCUGCUGGUGACAGACCUGGACUCGUCGUACAACGGACCGCCCUUCGCCUUCUCACUGCUGCCCGGGGACCACGCCGGGGCCUUCUACGUGGACGCCCAGGGGACGCUGCGCACCGCGGCGCCGCUGAGCCGCCAGGAGAAGGCCCACUACGCGCUGCUCGUGCAGGCGGCGGACAGCGGGCGCCCGGCGCUGUCGUCGCGGGCGGGCGUGGAGGUGCGCGUGAUCCCGGAGAGCGUGAGCGUGCCGUCGGUCGUGCCGCUCGAGGUGCUCAUCGUGGCGGCCGAGGAGGCGGGCGGCUUCGCCGGCGGCGUCCUCGGCAAGAUCCACGCCACCGACCUGGACGUGUGGGACGCGCUGCGGUACUCGCCGGCCGAGGAGCAGCCGCCCUUCGCCGUCGGGCCGCUGGACGGGAAGCUGGUGGCGCGCGCGCCGCUUGCGCCCGGGCGCUACCGCCUGCACGUGGCGGUGAGCGACGGGCGCUUCUCGGUGCCCACGGAGGUGAGCAUCCGCGUGGAGGCCGUGUCGGACGCGGCGCUGCGCCACGCCGCCCUCCUCCGCUUCCGCGCCGUCUCGCCGGAGGAGUUCGUCGCCGGCUACGCGCACAACUUCCAGCGCGCGCUGCCGCCGUUGCUGGGUGCGCGGCACGCCGACGUGCGCCUGCUGAGCCUUCAGCCCGACCCACGGGGCGACCUGGACGUGCUGUUCGUGGUGGAGCGCCCGGCCGGCGGGGGCCUCCUCCCACAGGCCCAGCUGCUGCAGCAGCUCAACGGCUCGCUGGGGGAGCUGGGCGACGCCGUGGGCCUGCGGGCCGCGUGGCCGCCGGCGCUCGCCUGCGACGGCUGCGCCGCGGCGCUCUGCCGCGAGUCGGUGGCGCUGGACUCGGGCGGCGCCGUGCACACCUACAGCACCGCGCGGCUCAGCCUGGUCACCCCGCGGCACCACCGCACGGCACACUGCGCCUGCACCGGAGCCGCGUGCGUGGAUCCCCCCCACAAGGCCCGCGACGGCGGCGCGGCGCCGUGCGACGCGGCUCCGUGCGGCGAGGGCGAGCGGUGCGAGGACGCGGCACUGCCCGGCGGCUUCCGCUGCACCUGCCUCCCCGGCCGCUCCUGCCAGGACGAGUCUGCGUUGACGUUCAGGGGCAGCUCGUACGUGCGCUACGCGCUGCGCGACGCCAGCGCCGACACGCUGCAGCUGUCGCUGCGGCUGCGCACGCACCACCCCCACGGCGUGCUGGUCUACACGCGCGGCACCGACUACGCCGUCCUCGAGCUUGUGGACCGCAUGCUGCAGUUCCAGUUUGACUGCGGGAGCGGUCCCGGCGUGGUGUCGGUGCGCGUGCCGGUGAGCGAUGGCCACUGGCACUCGGUGUCGCUGGAGGUGACGGGGAACCAGGCGCGGCUCGUCGUCGACGCGGAGCACGAGGCGCGCGGCACGGCCGCGGGGACGCUGCGCUCCCUCAACCUCGACGCCUCGCUCUACCUGGGGGCGCGGGUCCGAGCGCCGAUGGCGAAAGUGGGCGUGAGCGGCUCCGUUCCGGCGGCGGAGGCCGGCUUCCACGGCUGCCUGGACGCCGUGGUCUUAAACGGGCAGCGACUGUCCCCGGAAGGCGAGGGAGCGCAGGCGCGCGUCGAGGAGGUGCGCGCCGUGAGCCGCGGCUGCCUCGUGUCGCCGGAGAACGCCUGCGCGGCCAUCCCCUGCCUCAACGGCGGAGCCUGCGUGCCCACGCCACACAACGGGGGCUUCCAUUGCCGCUGUGCGGGCCGCUUUGCGGGCGCGCGCUGCGAGGUGCACACGGAGCCGUGCAGCUCGGACCCGUGCCAGCACGGCGGGGCCUGCAUCGCCGCCGCCGCCGGCGGCUUCCUCUGCCGAUGUCGCAGCCUCUACACGGGCUCGAGGUGCGAGCUCCCCGCGGACCUCUGUGCGAGCGACCCGUGCGAGAAUGGCGGCGCCUGCCGCAGCGUCGGCACCACCUUCAACUGCAGCUGCGCCACGGGCUACAGCGGCGACUGGUGCCAGCUCACGCUGCCCAGCGUCUACCCCACCGUGAGCGUGGGCUGGCAGGAGAUGCUGGGCCUGGGCUCGCUGGCGCUGCUGGCGCUGCUGAUCAUCGCGUUCGUCGUCGUGGCGCGCAAGUGCCUGUGCGGCCGCCGCCGCUCCCCGACGGGCGAGCGCAAGGAAGAGCCGCCCCCCGUGCCCGUACGGCCCAUCUCCUAUACGCCCAGCGUGCCCAGCGACUCGCGCAACAACCUCGACCGCGGCUCGUACGAGGGCGGCGCCGACUACCCCUCCGAGUUCUCGACGUUCAACCCGGACUCGGCGGGGCGGGCGCGCCGCGGCGUCGCCGUGUGCAGCGUCGCGCCCAACCUGCCCCCGCCUCCGCCUUCGAACUCCGCGUCCGACUGCGACUCCAUCCAGAAGAGCAUGUGGGAGUUCGAAUGCGAGGGCAAGCUUGUGGACGGGGAGCUGGGCCUGGGCAAGGAGAAGCUGGGCUCCUCCUGCUACCCGGCCUACCCGUGCCCCACGCUGCCCGAGGGCCCCUCGCUCGCCUCGCUGCACUCCGACACGUGCGACGAUAACGGUUACCACUGGGACACAUCCGAUUGGCUCCCAGACAAGCUGCAGGACAUCGAGGAGGAGAUUUGCCACUACCCGGCGGAGCUGCCGGGCUACUCGGGCCAGGACGCGCUGGAGCACGACUACUACGCGGGCGGUUACGACAUCGACAGCGACUACCCUCCCCCGCCGGAGGAGGACGACUACCCGGAGCACACGGGCAGCCUGCCCCCCCCGCCGCCCCCCAGCUACCGCCUGCCCGGCGGGCCGGCCGCGGGCGGCGGCUCGUGGCCGUACCGGCCUCCGCCGGGCGGGGCGGCGCCGGCCUUCGACCCCGCCUACCCCGGCUCGUGGCCCACGCGUCCCUACUGCGGCUACGGCGGCGGGGGGAGGGCGGCCGUGGCGCCGCCCCCGCGCACGGACAGCGGGGCGCGCCCCGCCGCCCGUGCCCCGGCGCGGCGGCCGGCGCGCGGGGACGCCGGAGGCGCGCCGUGCCGCCCGGGCCCCGAGCGCUUCCGACCGUGCCCGCCCGCUCGCACGUCCUUCUCGGACGUGUCCGCCUGCUCCGAGCCGCGCGAUGACGCGCCCGACCCCGAGGACUACGAGAGCCUGGCCGAGGUGCGGCUGGGCGACGUCUACAUCCCGGACAUGGCGAGCGGCGGCGGCGGCGGCGACGGCAAGCAGCACACCGUGGUGUGAUUGCGCGUGCGGCGGCGGUGUGGUGACGCCGCGACGCUCGUGCUUUGCAAACCAACCCCAAGGGCUGCGAUUGGCAGAGGAGGCCAAACGCACUUUUCCAGCGAGCCCAGUUCAGGCGUGGCCAAGUGGCCAAAUUCAGUUCAUUGAAAAUCUCGUUCGUGCUUGAAACAACGUUAACUUUUGCAGUUUUUUGUUUAAAUGGUAAACAUUUUAAAUCAAUAUUAAUCGGUCAAUCUGGUGGUGUUACCAUAUCUGAUCUGGGCCCUCAGGAAGAGUGGUGCUGCUCUAUCCCACAUCUCACAGAUUUGUCUGUCGCCGUGACGGCACGCACGCGUGCUACCGCACCAGCAUUAGGGUGUUGCAUUCUAUACGUCGCCACAGCAAAUCCAUUGGGAAACUAAUUUAAUAUUUUCAUCAUUUCUGGAAACAUUGCCCAAACACGUGUACUGGAACAUGCAGGCUCGGUGUUCCUGCUCAGCGAGUGGUCAAGGUGGGUGGCUUUGAAUUGCUGUACGGGGAGGGAGGGGCGUGUCUCACACGUGUGCAUACACACGCACACCGCACGGCGCCAAGUGUCACCCUCGUAACACCACCUCCACCCCAUUGCCUCGCAGUAACGCGGUCCAUCUCCCAUCGCACCCUGUAAAUGUCACAGCGUUGCAUUGAUGCUUCGUGUGCGAAGCCUGCACAAUAUCCCUCCCCACGCAAGCCCCCCGGUGCAACGUUUGAUACACCAGCCUCUCCCGUACACCCCUCUCCUCAACUCUCGUGGCCGCGUUGGAAUGGAGCCCGACCCGGAUGAAAGGGGGGUUUUUCAGUCGGCACAUCGUACCAAUGAAUGUAGUCCAAACCUUUCACAAUCGACACAGCGCACAAGUCUUUUGCAAGCUACGUCGGGAACCGUGGGUGCAUGGUGGGAAGCACAACAUCCAUGCGGUUACCAAACUGCACGACGCGGAUUGGUUGCUGCCAUCGGAAUGGUCAGAAACCCGAGGAUAAAGCUUGAUGAUAAAACUGCAAGCGCCAUUCUUAUACUCGAUCGAUAGGAACGUCGUGGAUGCGAGUCUAAUCACUUUAUUGUCGUAGGAUGAAGAGUCCCACGCAUUUCCUUCACAUUUGGUACAGUUAUGUUAUUCCAAAAGUAAUUCAAAGUGACAUUGCUGAUGAAGGGCCGUGGGCUCGGCGGUGUGAGCCGCCGCGGUCGUGCGGGAUUGGGGUGCGACGAGUCCGAGUCUCGGUCGGAACGCCGUGGCCCCCCCCACCCCACCGUGGUCCGUUGGGCCUCCUGCAACAAAGACGACGGCCGCGCGGCUUUCCGAGUUUAGCCGCUCAACCUCCUCCUGACGCAGCGCCAGCUCGCCGCUCGAUGGCCCGUGCAUCGGGCAUCCUGAUUACGAGUUUGCGUGCGACACGAAGAGGUGGGGGGGGGGGGGGGGGCUCCUUGCGUGAUGAUGUCCGGGUGGUCAUUGAUGCGUCGCAGCGGGGUAAAUCGUUCGCGCUGCGAUUCGAGUCCAGCGCCACGAUCUCAACUCUGACGCGGUCACAUUUUACAUUGCCAACACAAGAACUGGGAUCUGCGUUCGAAGUGGUUGUUAGCCCCCUUUUCACGUCCGUAAAAAUCAAGUGAGGAUCCUCUAAACCAAAACAAGUAUUCUGCCCAUGUCUAAUUUUCCGUGAAAUGCAAGCUUUGUGCCCAGCUUUUCAAACAGGAAACACAGAGGUGUGAGAACCCUCUGACAGGCGAGCUGAUAUCUACACAAUGAUCGUUCUCGUACAAAAUUGGCAACGGUCCUAUAAUUACACAAUUAAAAACACAGCCAGCUUAGCUGCCCAUCUAAAGCGACGUUGGUGUGCAUGUGAGGGCUGCAAUCCUCCACCCACAGCCGCCUCGAAGCGUCAGUGACUUGUUAAGUAGCUUUUGAGAUGGUCGUUUCCUCCGUUCAGGUUUUAUAGUAAUUCUCAUUGGAUCUGAUUGUCCCAUUUCCUUAACGGGGUCAUUGUGAGUGCAACAUUUGAAGGGGCGGAUGUGGACACUGAGCUAUUGAGAUGACGCCAAAUGGUCACAUGCAAGCGUGUGAUUUUCACCAACGAAAUACAUGGGCUUUUUUUGGAAUGGGACUGUUCACGGAUGUUGAAUUUGGGUUCCUAAACCUCUCUACAAGCUGGUAAUGCUGAUUCAACUGUGAGUCCGACAAUGAUGGCAGGUCAAAUUCCAUACCAAUCAAUUUCCUUCAGAUGCUGUUGUUGUGCUCGUGUGACGUAACCAGAUUCAGCAAUGCCAUAUAUUUAUUUUUAUUUGCGUUUCUUGCAGAAAUGACAAAUAUGAAUGCAACCUUUUUCAAGCCUGAAGCAUUGGGAACAAUAAUUAACUUGUUGACAUUUUUACUCCCAUUCUUAUGUUUCCUAAUCUUUGGAAAAGACGUCCCAUCAGUUCCUAUCGUCUGUACCUUAUGUAAGACCACAACGCAAUAAUCGCAGCAUUAAUCGACAUUGCAAGCGGUGGUGUAGACUCUGACGGUCGCGGUUUUCAGUUCAUCCUUUCAGUUGUGUGUUUUGUUUUAGUCGCUGUUCUUUGUAUUAGUUAGCUGCUCAUCGAGAAGCAACGUUAAAAUUGAAAACACGGUUUUUUAAUUUUCAUACAUUCCCAAAGAGCAAUGCACCGGUAAUGGGUAAAUGUAAUUUAAACAACUUCCCAAUGACAACCCUUGGACAUUAGCUGUACUAGCGUUCGGAGUUUGUGUGAACAUGCAUCACCCAACGAGAGGAGUGGAGCAAUAAAGCUGUGGCUGUGGGGGGGGGGGGGCACGGGUGGGGGGCUGCCCGCGACGAGGCUCGCACUGCCCGGCCGUGGAGUCGUCGGUACGAGCUCUCGUCCCCAGCACUGUGUCCGUACGAGGGGAUCGAGAGCGUGGUGGCGUUUUUAUACAUUUUUUAUUUGUACGUUUUCUUUUUACACGAGCUCCACUCACCCUUUCAAUAAACAACAACAAAAGUGAUGUUCGUAUCGAGGGUUAGGGAUUUGUUCGUUGUAAUUUUAUGCAGGUUUUAUUAUUCUUAACGUGAAACCACUCAUCGUAUUUAAGCUUCCGCCGUGAGGGGCCUGCGAUGCCCCCACACCCCCCCCCCCCCCCCCGCGUGGCCGGGGCCCCGUCUCACACACACUCACCCAACACUCACCCACCACUCGCCCACCACUCCCCCACCACACCCACACACUCACCCACCACUCACCUCCUCCGAGCCUCUUCCUGCGUUCUUCCUAAUUGUGACAAAUGUGAAUCGACAUUUCCUUAAGAUAUUUUUUGUUUCUAAAAGUUAGGCUUUAAAAUUUUCAAUUUGUGUUUUUUUUUGAAGAUGUGAAUAUUUGAAAGCAGAUUUUUUUUUCAUAGGCAGAUGACUGUAGCGUCUCGUUUUUACAAAAAAAGGUUUUCUGCCCACGCCUCCCCCGAUUAUCCUCAAUGUAAAAUAAAAGUAUUGUAACUCA
Messenger RNA from Lethenteron reissneri (Far Eastern brook lamprey), 17291 nucleotides. RefSeq names its product protocadherin Fat 1-like. Gene Ontology annotation, biological process: homophilic cell-cell adhesion. Gene Ontology annotation, molecular function: calcium ion binding. NCBI's taxonomy places the organism in Eukaryota, Metazoa, Chordata, Hyperoartia, Petromyzontiformes, Petromyzontidae. The record is from RefSeq and is a predicted model, not a curated record. Gene Ontology annotation, cellular component: plasma membrane.